Molecule: messenger RNA, 1836 nt
Organism: Carassius gibelio (silver crucian carp)
Lineage: Eukaryota; Metazoa; Chordata; Actinopteri; Cypriniformes; Cyprinidae
Product: prolyl hydroxylase EGLN3
Exons: 5
Coding region: 137-952 (271 amino acids)
Biological process (GO): cellular response to hypoxia; peptidyl-proline hydroxylation to 4-hydroxy-L-proline
Cellular component (GO): nucleus; cytoplasm
Molecular function (GO): peptidyl-proline 4-dioxygenase activity; L-ascorbic acid binding; ferrous iron binding
Source: RefSeq, a predicted model, not a curated record
UCCGCCCACUGCAGAGCAACACAGAUUCUGCACGUUCCACAUGCGCCGCAGGUGCGCUGGGCUCUGAUCCUCCAGCGCUCGUGCACCCUCACACAGAGCGAUUAUAAAGCACCCACCGCCAGCCCCUGUCUGCUGCAUGUACCAUUCUUUAUCCUCUCUUGAGGGACAAGUUCGUGGCAUUAGAUAUCACUUUGAAAAACUUUCGUUCAUUUUAAUGCAAGGAGCUCGAGACAAAAUGCCAUUUCUUCAACACACACUGGACUCGCAGCUUGAGAGUUUGGCUUUGGAGCAAGUGGUUCCUGCUCUGUUGGACCGAGGCUUCUUUUACAUUGACCACUUUCUGGGGGACAUCGCGGGGCAGAUGGUUCUGGGUCAGGUCAAGCGCAUGCAUGCCUGUGGGCUUCUCAACGACGGCCAGCUGGCCAGAAGAAGCAAUGGAGUUUGCAGGAGAAACAUCAGAGGAGAUAAAAUAACAUGGGUUAACGGGACCGAGAGAGGCACGGAGGCUGUCAAUUUCUUAUUAACACUCAUAGACAAACUCAUUUCUCUGUGUGGGGGUCAAGUGGGCAAAAAUAUUCGCGCACGGUCAAAGGCGAUGGUGGCGUGUUAUCCAGGAAAUGGAGCAGGAUAUGUGAAACAUGUAGAUAACCCUAAUGCAGACGGCCGCUGCGUCACCUGUAUUUACUAUCUGAAUAAAAACUGGAAUGCAAAGGAGCAUGGUGGAAUGCUAAGGAUCUUUCCUGAAGGAAAACCUUAUGUAGCCGACAUUGAGCCUUUGUUUGAUCGACUUCUGCUUUUCUGGUCAGAUCGUAGAAACCCUCAUGAAGUUCAACCGUCGUAUGCUACAAGGUAUGCAAUCACUGUGUGGUACUUCGAUUCAGAAGAAAGAGCUGAAGCAAAAAGAAAAUUCAGAGAUCUGACAGUCAACUCACAGAAAGGUUCAUCAUCUUAACAGAAAUACACUGGCCUGUCUCCGCCGAGAGGAUUUAUUUUGUCUACUGUCUUCUUUGCUUUUUUUUUUAUUUUUACAUGACUUGUUGCACUAAAGGUACCUCUACCCAAACUUUGUAUUUGUGAUUUACUACAUUUGAAUCCGGUCCUUUAAAUAAGUGAAGAGUCCAUUGAAUAACCCGCUGCUAACGUAAAGUCGAUUUUGUGCAAAAUGUGAGAAUCUUAAGACUGAUUAAUGCCUUAUUAGAUGUUUAUUGAAAUUAAAUUCUUCUUUUAGAGCUAUAUUGUCUAUAUGUAUACCAGUAAAACAAUAAGGAGUAGAUAAUAUGAUAAAUAUGUUCUUUUAAUGCUUGUACUUUUUUGUUACAUGCUAUUAUUUGCUGUUUUGUAUGUUUUGGCACAUAUUUGAAUGUUAUUUGUGCAAUUUUCAAACACUUCAGUAGAAAGGAAAUUUGAAACUUGUUAGUGGACUUUUGAGUUGUGUAAAUAUAUAGAUGCUUUUAUUAUUUUUGAACGACAGUUUGAUGUUGAAUGAGACUCUUUCAAAUAGAGAUGUUUAUAAAAGUCAUUCUGUACGGUUCACAAACUUUUAAAAAGCACUUGGUCAGAUGAUAUUGUUUAUUUGUUCAGUCCCAGUGUGUGUUAGUGUUUAAUGAGAGAAUUGAAUCAGCUUGCAUGCAGGUCAGCAACGCUGCUCAACACACCCUAGGAUCAAUGUCAUUUGACAGUUGUUUCAUAACGUUUUGAGCUUUAUAAAAUGUUUCUUUUACAAAAGUUGUUCUGGAAAAAAAAUGUAUGAACAGUUUAGUUAAUGUACGCUACUGUACGCAAACUGAGAUUUACAACUAUUUACAAUGGCCUAAUUAAACAAUGUGUUGAAAUGUU